AUGGCUGCAGCUAUAGAUAUGUAUAAUAGCAGUAGCAGCUCAGUUUUCUCAGAUCCUUUUAGAGAAGAGCUAAUGAAAGCACUUGAACCUUUUAUGAAAAGUGCUUCAUCUGCCUCUCCUUUAUCUUCUUCUUCUUCCCCAACUUCUUUUUCUUCUUACCCUUCUUGUUACUAUUCGCAACUCACUUCUCCUUCAGAGCCUAACUUGUUUCCUGAACUUUGCUCCCCAUCGAGCACCCACUUGUUUCCUAAUCAUGAGUUCUCUAACUAUAACAACCCGAUGGGUUUUGAGCGAACAGGUUCAAUUGGGCUUAACCAACUCACCCCUUCUCAAAUCCUCCAAAUUCAAGCUCAAAUCCACCAACAGACAGCAGCAGCAGCAAGCAGCAGCAGCUUGCUUCUAUGGCUACCCACAACAUCCCUUCAAAACCAAAGGCUUAACUUUCUUUCCCAAAAGCUGUCCUAUGAAACAUGCCUCCCCAACCCUCCAAAGCCUACAAAACUUUACAGGGGAGUGAGACAGAGGCACUGGGGCAAAUGGGUAGCUGAAAUCAGACUCCCCAAGAACCGAAGCCGCCUUUGGCUUGGCACUUUUGAUACGGCAGAAGAAGCAGCUUUGGCUUAUGACAAGGCUGCUUAUAAGCUUAGAGGAGAGUUUGCCAAGCUCAAUUUCCCCCACCUUAAACACCAAGGAGCCCAUAUUUCUGGAGAAUUUGGUGACUACAAGCCUCUCCAUUCCUCGGUGGAUGCAAAGCUACAAGCCAUCUGCCAGAGCUUGCAGAAACAAGGGAAUUCAGGAAAGACCUGUUCUGUCUCCGAUUCAAAACCUAAUAUUGUUGCUCCUUCACAGCCUAAGGUUGAGUUUGAUUACCCUGUGAAGAGUGAGGAGUUUGAUCUGUCUCCAAGAUUUUCUGAUCCUAAAGUGGAGAAUUUACUGUCAUCCCCGGAUUUAUCCGAUGAGUCAUUGGCAGGAUCUUGUUCACCAGAAUCUGACAUCACUUUGUUGGAUUUCUCUGAUUCAAAGUGGGAAGACAAUGAAAACUUCAGUUUGGAAAAGUACCCUUCAGUGGAAAUUGAUUGGGAAGCCAUCAGGGAACUGUAAAGAACUACUAUCAUGUAAUUUUCUUGUAUUUUCUUAGGUCAACUAUCUUUUCUUUUGUCAUGUAGGCCUUUUUAGUGCUCUAGUAGUCUCUACAAUGAAAUUUUUGACAUUUGUAGAGGUGAUACAGAGCAAUUAGGUGUCAAUUUAGAAUUUGUAUCAUGUUAAUAUGAUUAAGAGAGAGGUAUCUCCUUUAUUGACUGGUCUUGCUGGUACAUUUUUUCCUAGCAAUGGCCAUCGGAGAGCUUCAAGUUUAUGUCUGGUUGCAUUAUUGUAGGUCGAGUGUAAAUUUAAGAAAUCUAUUGUCUUUUGAAUA
This is a messenger RNA of Durio zibethinus, 1414 nucleotides long. NCBI's taxonomy places the organism in Eukaryota, Viridiplantae, Streptophyta, Magnoliopsida, Malvales, Malvaceae. The record is from RefSeq and is a predicted model, not a curated record.